Messenger RNA from Cervus elaphus (red deer), 3036 nucleotides. RefSeq names its product zinc finger protein 160-like. Gene Ontology annotation, biological process: regulation of DNA-templated transcription. Bases 182 to 2404 code for a protein of 740 amino acids. NCBI's taxonomy places the organism in Eukaryota, Metazoa, Chordata, Mammalia, Artiodactyla, Cervidae. The transcript has 4 exons. The record is from RefSeq and is a predicted model, not a curated record.
UGAGGAUGUGGCCAUCAAAUUCACUCAGGAGGAGUGGGAAUUCCUGGACCCUGCUCAGAGGGCCUUGUACAGGGAUGUGAUGCUGGAGACCUACAGGAACCUGCUGUCUGUGGACCUCUGAAGACUUGUGUUGCCUGAGGAAGCCCUGAAGUUGAGGAAGAGGAAAGAAAAGGAGUCAGGCAUGGCUCUUUCUCCGGAACAACUAACCUCUGAGGAUGUGGCCAUUGAAUUCACUCAGGAGGAGUGGGAAUUCCUGGACCCUGCUCAGAGGGCCUUGUACAGGGAUGUGAUGCUGGAGACCUACAGGAACCUGCUGUCUGUGGAUAUCUCUCCUACACAUGUGAUCAAGCAUUUAGAACCCAAAGUGAACAGUGAUAAACGAGAGCCACUCCAAACAUUGAUGCUGGGAAGACCUGAAAGCUAUGAAAUCAAACAUUUUCAUCUUUGGGAAACUCAGGAAAAUAUGUGUGACUUUGAGUGUCAGGGGAGAGAUGACAAAAGAAAUUACAAAGGAACACCUGUAAGCCUUGAUGGAAAUGUGCCUGAUGGAAGAGAUUCACAUGAUAGAAAGGAUGCAGGAAUCACGCCCUUUGGAAACAGGCUUGGGUUUAACUUUCAGGAUAAACUGCAGAUACUUCAAACUGGCGGGAUAACUUCUGAAUAUAAUGAAGUUGAGAGGUCUGUCAACAACAGUUUCUCAUUUUCACCACUUCAAAGAAGUCCCCCUUGUGUCCAAACCAGUGUUUCUAAUAUAUAUGGGGAUGAUUUUAUGAAUCCUUCAGUGAUAACACAAGACCUCAAAGCACACAGGGUAAAACCUUACAAAUGUGACGAGUGUGGGAAAGCCUGUCUUAAGGGCUCAUGCCUCAUUAAACAUCAGGCCAUCCAUAUAAGAGAGGAAUCACAUAAAUGUGAAGUAUGUGACAAAUUGUUUGAUCAAAGUUCACAGCUUGCACAUCAUUUGAAAAUUCAUUCUGAAGUGAAAUGUUACAAAUGUAAUGAGUGUGGCAAAACCUUUAAUGAUAGCUCCACCCUUGCUAGACAUCAGAUAAUCCACUCAGGAGCAAACUUACAUAAGUGUGAUGUAUGUGAUAAAAUCUUUGGUCAGAAUUCAUUCCUUGUAAGUCAUCGGACUAUCCCUGCAAGAAAGAGAAGUUGCCAAUGUAAUGAGUGUGGCAAAACCUUUGCUGACAGCUCAAAGCUCAGGAGACAUCAGAAAAUUCAUACAGGAGAGAAAUUAUUUAAAUGUGAUAUAUGUGACAAAGUCUUCAGCCAAAAUGCAUACCUUGCUGUUCAUCAGAGGGUUCAUACUGGAGAGAAACCUUACAAAUGUAAUGUGUGUGGCAAGCACUAUAGUCACUCUUCACAGUUCAGAAGGCAUAAGAGAUUUCAUACUGGAGAGAGACCUUACAAAUGUGAUGAGUGUGGAAAGACCUAUCGUGUAAAGUCAGUCCUUUUAAGUCAUCAGACCGUUCAUACUGGAGAGAAACCUUACAAUUGUGAUGAGUGUGGUAAGGCCUUUCGUGUAAAGUCAGUCCUUUUAAGGCAUCAGACACUUCAUACUGGUGAGAAACCUUACAAAUGUGAUGAGUGUGGCAAGGCUUUUUGUGUAAAGUCAGUCCUUUUAAAUGAUCAGACAGUUCAUACUGGUGAGAAACCUUACAAAUGUGAUGAGUGUGGCAAGGCUUUUCGUGUAAAGUCAGUCCUUUUAAGUCAUCAGACAGUUCAUACUGGUGAGAAACCUUACAGAUGUGAUGAGUGUGGCAAGACCUUUACUUCCAGCUCACACCUCAGGAGACAUCAGAAAAUUCAUACAGGAAAGAAAUUAUUUAAAUGUGAUAUAUGUGACAAAGUCUUUAGCCGAAGUGAUCACCUUGCUGGUCAUCAACGGGUUCAUUCUGGGGAGAAACCUUACAAAUAUAAUGAGUGUGGCAAGCACUUUAGUCAACCAUCACAGUUCAUAAGUCAUAAGAGAUUUCAUACUGGAGAGAAACCUUACAAGUGUGAUGAGUGUGGCAAGGCCUUUCAUGUAAAGUCAACCCUUUUAAGGCAUCAGACAGUUCAUACUGGAGAAAAACCUUACAAAUGUGAUGAGUGUGGCAAAGCCUUUCGUGUAAAGUUAACCCUUUUAAGUCAUCAGACAGUUCAUACUGGUGAGAAACCUUACAAAUGUGAUGAGUGUGGAAAAGUCUUCGGUCAAAAACCACAUCUUCGCCUUCAUUGGAGAACUCAUACUGGAGAGAGACCUUAUAGAUGUAAUGAGUGUGGCAAGUUCUUCAGUCGAAAUUCACACCUUACAAGUCAUCGGAGAAUACAUAUAGAGAAACCUUUCAAAUGUUUCGAGUGUGGAAAAUCCUUCACUCAGGUCUCAACACUCACUAAACAUCAGAAAAUCCAUACAUGAGAGAAACUUAUGUGAAUGUGGUAUAUGGUAGAAGUCUUCAAAAUUCAAAGUUCAAACUUCACACCCUACUUUUGGUCAGAGAACUCAUACUACUGAAGAACCAUACAAAUAUGAUGAAUGUGGCAACCUCUUAGGCUUCAUGAGAAAAUUCAUACUGGAUAGAAGCCAGAUAUAUAUGUGUUUAUUAGUCAGGUCUUUAGAACAUGAAUUCAUGCUAGAAAGAUUCCUCACCAGUUUCACAAAUGUGAGAAAAAAAAAAAACCCUAUCCUCACAGCUCACAUCUUGCCAGUAGUAUCAGAGUAUUUAUCCUGGAGAAAACACACAGCAAUGUAAUGUGUGUGGCAAGGAUCUUACCCAGAAGUCACAAGACAGGAACAUAAUGGAGCCAUACUUCCCAGACUCAGUGGUGUGGCAAAUCCUUUACCUUUUUCACUUUAUGUAUUCUCUGAUGACUUUAGUUCAGGUAGUCAGCAACUGUAAUAAGUCCAUAUUUGCAGAGAAGCUAUAGAGAUCUUUUCGUGUAAAAGAAACCCGAAUUUUAACUCCACAAAGAUGAUUCUUUGGGACAGUAGUCCACCAUCUUUUUGGUCUCCUGGCUUUCUGAAUAAAGUCAAUAUUCCCUGCCCAACAA